Molecule: messenger RNA, 714 nt
Organism: Penicillium canariense
Lineage: Eukaryota; Fungi; Ascomycota; Eurotiomycetes; Eurotiales; Aspergillaceae
Exons: 1
Coding region: 1-714 (237 amino acids)
Source: RefSeq, a predicted model, not a curated record
AUGUCUGAAGUAUUUUCUGAAGGCCAAGAAUCGAAGACAGUCCCCUCCUGCCACGACCGCCCUCCACAGUACGACUCAGGCCAGCCAAGCCAAGAUCUACUCACCUCUCUCAUUGAGAACGAGCAUGCUCGCCGGACAUUAACCCAGCAAGGAAUUCAUAUAACGGACAAGUUCGACAACUGGGCAGAUGAGAUAGAUAAGAAGCCUACCCACACUGAUUGCCUUUUUGUCGCGGAGCUUUUCCUAGAGAUAGGUCAGCUAUUUACAGAGCUUGGGCAUAUAUCUACAGAGACGGCAAAUCUUUACAAGGAACGCGCUGUUCAAAACACCAAACUCUAUACCACCAUGGGAAGGCUCACUGAUAGUGAGUUUGACCAGAUGUAUGCUUCUUUAAAGCGGGAUCCAAGCCGGCAGAUGAGACACAAGCUGGCUCAGGACCGCUGCGACUGCUAUGACAGAGAUUGUGGAUCCAAUUCUCAACGCUAUUCAGGGAGCAAGCAAAUAGACGGAACUGGAGACUCUACGUUCGACUCUCCUUGCUCUCAUGACCAGUUCUUCGAGCUGUUGGCAAAGGUGGAUAAGAUCAAUGACAAACUUGGCCAAAACCUUCAAUCCCAUGAUACGGUUAAUGUUUCGAAGACGACUGAUGAUGCUGCCGCAAAGCCACAUUGGAACUUUUGGAAGAGAAUUAUGAGGCGGUCAGCUCGGCCUUAA